This is a messenger RNA of Prorocentrum cordatum, 411 nucleotides long. NCBI's taxonomy places the organism in Eukaryota, Dinophyceae, Prorocentrales, Prorocentraceae. The record is from the annotation of a GenBank genome assembly.
AUGUCCACGAGGAUAUCCUGCUUCGUCAGGUUCAGAGCGAACAUGCGCAACGCACCCCUACAGGUCGCGGGGCUCGCGCUCGGCGGUGCCAUGGAUCUCCGCAAGGCCUGCGGAAAACGUCGACGGACGGCAGAAACAGAUGAGCAGGUGCCCUGCUCGAUGGCGGCGAGGACUCCGAAGGCAGUGGCCGCCGUGGCCUUGAUCUCCACCUCUUUUAAGGUAGCUGGCGCCCUGGGACGUAUCGUCGAGGGCCUCCAACACUUGAUGCAUGCCAGCCUUGAUCAUGCGGAGGCGGUGCAAUGGGUCCGGCGCGCCACGGUCCUUGGCGUGCUAGUUGACCAUGUCGUGAUACGCCCGGGGAGUACGGAUGGCGAAAUCGGGGUGCGCCAAAUGCCGAGGGCGGAGGUGUAG